Molecule: messenger RNA, 1352 nt
Organism: Dipodomys ordii (Ord's kangaroo rat)
Lineage: Eukaryota; Metazoa; Chordata; Mammalia; Rodentia; Heteromyidae
Gene: Tmem119
Product: transmembrane protein 119
Exons: 1
Coding region: 1-816 (271 amino acids)
Biological process (GO): positive regulation of bone mineralization; positive regulation of osteoblast proliferation; ossification
Cellular component (GO): plasma membrane
Source: RefSeq, a predicted model, not a curated record
AUGGUCCCCAGCCUCCUCCUCACUCUGCUGCUGCUCCUGAGCCCAGGCCCUGCGGCCCCCCACUCCGAGUCCCUGCCCGCGGCCUUCCUGGAGGACUCGGGAGGCAGUGGGGAGGCCGAGGGCUCGUCGGCCUCCUCCCCGAGCCUCCCGCCCCCGGGGACCCCAGCCCUGGGCCCCACACCGUCCGUGGGACCACAGCCCACGCUCCGGGGGGGCCCGGCCCCCCCCACUAGCCUCCUGGAGGGGCUCGUGGAUUUCUUCCGCCAGUACGCCAUGCUCAUCGCCGUGGUGGGCUCCCUGGCCUUCCUGCUCAUGUUCAUCGUCUGCGCCGCCGUCAUCACUCGCCAGAAGCACAAGGCCACGGCCUACUACCCGUCCUCCUUCCCCAAGAAGAAGUACGUGGACCAGAGUGACCGCGCCGGGGGUCCCCGAGCCUUCAGCGAGGUCCCUGAUAGAGCUCCCGACAGCCGGCCCGACGAGGGCUUCGAUUCCUCCCUGCAGCUCCAGGCUGACAUCCUGGCCGCCACCCAGAACCUCAAAUCACCUGCCAGAGCUGCCCCUGCCAGCGGGGAGGGCGCCAGGCUGGUGAGGGGCAGCGCCCAGGGCAGCCAGGAGGAGGCCCAGGAAGCCCCAGGCCCCGGGACCUCCAGGGAGAAACCAGAAGUCCCAGAGGAGAUGCACUCAGCGGAGGGAGCUGUGGCAGCCAGCGAGGGCCAUGAGGCUCCAGAAACCUCCUUCUCAGCCCAGGAAGCCCAGGGACCAGCGAGUCCCCCUGAAGGCCCAUGUGCCUGCAGUACUGUCUCCCCCAGUGGCUAAGAGGUUCUGGAGCUGCUGGCCUUGACCGUGAGGACCUUCUCCUUCCCCUCCCCCGGCUGUGCUCCCCUCCUCGAGCGAAAGACUUCCAACUCCAGCCAUUCCUGACACCCCUCCUUAGCCCUCUUCGGGGCCCCUGUCCUCCAGCUGGCAGAGCUGCCGGACUCUGCUGCACCCCAGGAAUCUCCCCCCAGAUGUCAGCAGCUUGGAAUGCCCCUGGGGGGGGUCUCAGGUCCUGCCCCCUGCCCCACCAGUGCUCAUGGGGGUUGGGGUGUCCCCAGGAGACCCCAUAGCGUCCGCCACACGGGAUGCGUGGCAGAGCAAAUGGACAGCUGGGAGCUUUGGCUUUGGGAACCCAAAGGGACCCUCCUCUGUGUCUCCCCAACCUGCAGCAUCUUCCUGUGGCUCAGAAGGUUCUGGGAGGUGGCAGCAAAGACCAUGAUUUAGGGCCUUCCUGAGGGGUUCUCACGUGGGGUUCCGAGGGCCACCCCUCCCCGCAAGGGAAACAAGAUGUAAACAUCAAAGGCGCAGAGGGGGCG